Juglans regia (Persian walnut) is the source of this 798-nucleotide messenger RNA. RefSeq names its product 40S ribosomal protein S15a-5. Gene Ontology annotation, molecular function: structural constituent of ribosome. Lineage: Eukaryota; Viridiplantae; Streptophyta; Magnoliopsida; Fagales; Juglandaceae. The record is from RefSeq and is a predicted model, not a curated record. The transcript is spliced from 5 exons. Gene Ontology annotation, cellular component: cytosolic small ribosomal subunit; ribosome. The coding region runs from base 245 to 634 and encodes 129 amino acids. Gene Ontology annotation, biological process: translation.
AGAUACUCGUUUUGCAGUCUUCAUUUUACACUCCCAAGUCCCAAGUAUUUAACCCUAACCUCAGUCCCGACCGCCGCUCCUCCGCAGCUCGCCACCCCCACAGCGGCCAGCUUCUCCCGCAGUCAGGCAUCAUACAAGCCACCCGUGGCCACUCGGCCGCUCCACUGCCCACCACCGCAUCUCAGCAUCGCCUCUCCGUUCCUCAUCAAAUUUUAAGACAAGGGUUCACGAAGCACAAAAGGAAAUGGGGAGGAGGAUAUUGAAUGAAGCUUUGAGAGCAAUGGUGAAUGCAGAGCGGAGAGGAAAAGCAUCAGUGGAAUUGAAGCCCAUCUCCACAGUCAUGUCUUCUUUUCUCAAUAUCAUGAAAGAUCGAGGGUACAUAAAGAAUUUUCAGGUUUACGAUCCACAUAGAGUGGGGAGGAUAACAGUUGAACUACAAGGCAGGAUUAAGGAUUGCCGAGCUCUCACUUACAGGCAGGAUAUCAAGGCGAGGGAUCUUGAAGGUUACAGAUUGCGUAUGCUUCCAACACAUCAGUGGGGUUAUGUUGUGAUCACGACUCCAGAUGGCGUUUUGGAUCAUGAAGAGGCCAUUAAAAGGAAUGUGGGCGGACAGGUCCUGGGUUAUUUUCAUUAGACUCCAACCUCGUCGCUUCGAUGAAAAUGGAAAGAGUUGCUCCAAUAUGAUCGCAGCUUGCCUACACCAGCAAGAAUUUGUCAUGCCGGCUUCUUACUUCAUUGCAAUUUUGUAUGUACCGAUUAAUGAGAUGAUGAACACAAACAUGUUCCUUUCUUUCUUAA